Messenger RNA from Fonsecaea multimorphosa CBS 102226, 3156 nucleotides. RefSeq lists its product as uncharacterized. Gene Ontology annotation, molecular function: phosphopantetheine binding. The record is from RefSeq and is a predicted model, not a curated record. The transcript has 4 exons. NCBI's taxonomy places the organism in Eukaryota, Fungi, Ascomycota, Eurotiomycetes, Chaetothyriales, Herpotrichiellaceae. The coding region runs from base 1 to 3156 and encodes 1051 amino acids.
AUGGUAUCUUGGCUUCUUGACACCGAGCGAACGUUGCCUCAAGUCCUCGAAAAGAGAGCGAAGACGGUCCCGCAUGGUUUAUUCGCGAAAGUCCCACUGUCGCCUACGUCCUACUCGUCGGGAUUCCGAGCUGCCACCAACCUCGAGGUCUCAAAUGCGGUUGAUGAGGUAGCAUGGCUGAUAGAGAAGGAAUUGGGGAGACCCAAAGACUUUCCAACCAUUGCCUAUCUCGGUCCCGCUGACCUGCGCUACUCUAUCGUGGUUAUGGCUGCCAUGAAGACUGGGCACAAGACAUUCCUACCGUCUCCUAGAAACAGUAUGGCAGCCUUCAACUCCCUGUUGUCCGGCCUCGAUUGUCAGAUAAUAGUCACCGUCUCCCCCGAGCCUCCGAUUGUCUCCGCAAUUACGGCUGAGCGUGAGAUGAAGAAGCUCAAUCUACCAUCGCUCUUCGAUUUGCUCGAUAAGGUAAAUGUACCGAGAUAUCCGUAUGACAAAACCUUUGAGGAGGCAAGAUGGGACCCAAUUCUGGUCCUGCAUACCUCUGGAUCAACAGGCAUCCCCAAGCCACUCACCUAUACGAACGAAUUCGUCUCAAGCAUCGCGAAGAACAUCUCCCUUAUCCCGCCAGAGGGUUUCCGAAGCCUCGAUGUGUACGUCCGCACUGGACUUUUUUUCAUCUUCUUACCACCAUUCCAUAUCGCUGGCAUAGCCUUUUCCCUCAUCGUUCCAAUAUUUUGCGAUGACGCGAUUCCCAUCUACCCUUUGUCAGGAUCGCCUCCAACUGUCGCAGACCUUCUCGAAGCGAGAAACCAUACGCAUGCUGAUUGGGCGUUCGUCGCGCCAGUUAUGGUCGAUGAGAUUGGCAAGACAUCCGCACUUCUCGAGUCCUUUUCUGCCAAAUUUACGCAUCUCUUCUACAGUGGUGGCGCGGUUCCGAAGAUCUCUGGCGAUGCUGUCGCCGCUCGAAUGGGUCUUUAUCAGAUCCUCGGCUCAAGUGAAUGCGCAUCUUUCCCGUUGAUCCGCGAUGCGGAAGAUCAGUCAUGCAACCAAUGGGACUGUGUGCAAAUUCACCCGGCCGUUAAUGCACAAUUCCAGCAUCGAUUCGGAAGUUUACAUGAGCUGGUACUCGUGAGAAAAGACGACCUACUUGUUCACCAGCCUGUCUUCUGGCAUUUUCCUGAACAGCAAGCGUACGAGACAAGGGACUUGUUCGAGCAAGUCUCUCCCAAUAUCUGGCUCCAUCGCAGUCGAAUUGACGACAUUAUCGUAUUCUUGAACGGUGAAAAGACGAAUCCAAUCAGUUUUGAACAGGAAGUCGGACGGCAUCCCGAAGUCAGGUCUGCUUUAGUUGCUGGUAUGCAGAGAUUCGAAGCAACUCUGCUUGUUGAGCUCUUGGACCAUGCAAAGUCUUUGGCCGAUGGUGAGGCAGCACUUGUCAACCGGAUUUGGCCAACAGUCGAGGAAGCCAACAAAGUGACACCUUCACAUGCCAGAGUAGCCAAGUCCAAGAUCAUCAUUAUCGACCCGCUAAUGCCUAUGCCCAGAGCUGGCAAGGGUACAGUACAGCGCCAAGCAACAUGGAAUCUUUAUGCACAAAAGCUGGAAGCAGUCUAUGAUGCGGACGAGAACGGAGGAGCCCAGCCACCGUCAGAAGACAUCACUAUCAUGAACGAUGACGAGAUCUUGAAAGUCGUCCAAGAGUCCGUAACAGGAACAAUGCACCGAGAUACUGUCGAGGUUGGAGACGGUUUCUUCGAUCUCGGUAUGGAUUCUCUGAUGGUGCUUCGACUGGGCCGAGAUCUCAAAGCCCGACUGGGGAUUACCGUCGACAUGAAAGCAAUCUACGGUAAUCCGUCUAUCGACAAAUUGACUGCCCACAUACUUGAGCUUGCCCGUAAUCCCAACGCUGUGAUCGGGGAUCAGGCUGGUGGUGCUCAAGAAGUGGCGAUGGACGCAAUGCUCGAAGGGUAUGGAAAGGAAAUCAAGUCUCUCAAAAUUGUCGACAGCGUCAAGAGGAAUGGGUUGCACGCCCAUCCACCGGAGCAAGUGGUGCUGCUUACAGGGUCGACAGGGGCCGUCGGCUCCCACAUCCUCCGCGAGCUUCUAAAGAACGAUUCAGUCCGCCACAUAUAUUGCCUCAACCGCGCCGACGACUCUGAAUUACUCCAGACAAAGCGCAAUAUCAAGCGAGAUCUUCCAACAGACUUCCCUCCAAGUCGUGUUACAUUCCUCACGGCAAAUCUAGCUAGAAAGGACUUUGGGCUAGGGAAAAAGGUGCAUCAGUCACUGCUAUCUCAAGUCACUCACAUCGUCCUCAAUGCCUGGCCAGUCAACUUCAACCUUCCACUUUCCGCAUUCAAGACAGCCUUGGACGGGGUCCUGAACACCAUCGAUUUUGCCCAGCAAUCGCAUGUCUCGCCAAGCAUAACGUUCCUCUCCUCAAUCAGUUCAAUGACGAACUACUCCGGCGGGCAGAUCCCUGAGAAGAUUGUUCGUGAUGUAUCUUGCCCAGCGAGCAUGGGGUACGGACAGAGCAAGUACAUUGCCGAGCGUAUGCUUGACUAUGCUUCUCAGCAACUGCAGAUCAAGACCAAAAUCAUCCGGGUCGGUCAGAUCGCAGGAACAGCCGAGAAUCCGAGAGGGUGGAAUCGUGACGAGUGGCUGCCGAGUCUAGUGCUCAGCUCGAAGUACCUUGGAGCAGUUCCGGCCUCCUUGGGCCGCAAGACAUCGACUUCGCCAGAUGGCAUGAUGGGGACGAUCGACUGGAUACCGAUCGAUCAGCUGGCAGGCAUCUUGACUGAGCUGACAUUGGCUUCUGAGAACGGAGUCUUCCAUGCUGUGAAUCCUGCGAAAAUUUCGUGGGCGAAGCUGCUACCAACGGUCCAAGAGGAGUUGUCUGGCGUCACGGUUUCGUCUUAUGAAGAUUGGCUACAACUGUUGAAAAGCCGCACGGAUUCUGAAGUUGAUGCUGAUGCAGUCAGGCAAAACCCUGGUUUGAAACUCAUCGAUUUCUAUGAGAGCCUGCUGCAGGACAAGACAAGUGCCAGAUUCAGCACAGAACAGAGUGUGCUGAUAGGUAAACGACUCAGCCGUCUGGAGGCUAUCAACACGAAGUCGAUUGCUGGUUGGAUCAAGAAUUGGCUCGCGGAGUCUUAG